GUGGAGUUUAGGGUUUGUUUUUUGCCAUUUUUGACCACUGCUAACAAAGAGCUAGCUGGGCCAGUUCAACGCCCCUUCCGGUUUCAUUCGUGUCCUUCAGUCCUUUACUAAAGUUGCCUUUGACCCCGGAAGUCAGGGCUUCAGGGUGCCUCCCUCCCACAAGAUGGCAGCUGCCGAAGACGAAUUACUGCUGCCAAGGCUCCCUGAGCUCUUCGAAACCAGUAAGCAGUUUCUGGAUGAAGUGGAAAUCGCGACGGAACCUACUGGUUCCCGGAUGGUCCAGGAUAAGGUGCUUAAGGGACUGGACCUCCUUGAGAAGGCUGCCGAAAUGCUCUCGCAGCUCGACUUGUUCAGCCGAAAUGAAGAUUUAGAAGAGAUCGCUUCCACUGACCUGAAGUACCUGUUGGUGCCAGCAUUUCAAGGAGCCCUCGCCAUGAAACAAGUCAACCCCAGCAAGCGCCUAGAUCAUUUGCAAUGGGCUCGAGAACACUUCCUAAACUACUUAACCCAGUGCCAUUACUAUCAUGUUGCGGAGUUUGAGCUGCCCAAACCCGAGAACAACUUGGCUGAAAAUAAUACUGCUAGUUCCUCCAUGGCCUAUCCAAACCUCGUUGUUAUGGCAUCUCAAAGACAGGCUAAAAUAGAGAGAUACAGGCAGAAAAAGGAGAUAGAGCACAGAUUAUCUACACUGAAGUCUGCUGUGGAAAGUGAUCAAGCUGAUGAUGAGCAUGUUCGUGAAUAUUACCUCCUUCAUCUUCGGAUGUGGAUUGGGAUCAGCUUGGAAGAGAUUGAGAGCAUUGACCAAGAGAUACAGAUUCUGAGAGAAAGGGACACCUCAAGAGAUGCAUCAACUUCUCACUCACCUCAUCAGGACAGACCACCAUUGAAACCCUUCAUUCUCACUCGGGACAGGGCCCAAGCCAAGGUAUUUGGAGCUGGUUAUCCAAGCUUGGCAACUAUGACAGUGAAUGACUGGUAUGAUCAGCAUCGGAAAUAUGGAGCAUUACCAGAUCAGGGAAUAGCCGAGACAAAAUCAGAGUUCAAAAAUGCAGCUCAGCAACAGGAAGAUCAGGAACAAAAGGAGGAAGAAGACGAUGAAAAAACUGUGCACAGAGCCCGGGAUUGGGAUGACUGGAAGGAUACCCAUCCUAAGGGCUAUGGCAACAGACAGAACAUGGGUUAACUGUCCCAUGACAAGAUGGAAGUAGAGGAGCUUACAUCAUCAUCUCCAAGGAAAGCUGUACUGUUUUCACCUCCCUGGGCUCCUGCUUCAGCUGUCAACAACAAAAGCAAAGACAAUGCAUCUUGCUUUGUGUCCAUUAAAGUGUCAAAUGAUUAAGUGUGUAUUUGUACCCUAGAGAUAAGCCAGUGAUCUUGUUUCAGCAUUAUUCUCAUCAUGGUGUAUUACGAUUUCUUAAGUGGAAAGGAAUAAGUUCUGGGAAAUGGCUCUGUAUAAUCAAUGGCUGUAUGAAUUAUCUGUAAAAAAAACAAUAAAGCCCCGUCUAUCAUGAACCUCUGCAAAAUAA
This is a messenger RNA of Echinops telfairi (small Madagascar hedgehog), 1526 nucleotides long. It is a transcript of the gene IGBP1, whose product is annotated as immunoglobulin binding protein 1. Gene Ontology annotation, biological process: regulation of dephosphorylation; regulation of signal transduction. Gene Ontology annotation, molecular function: protein phosphatase 2A binding. The transcript is spliced from 6 exons. The record is from RefSeq and is a predicted model, not a curated record. NCBI's taxonomy places the organism in Eukaryota, Metazoa, Chordata, Mammalia, Afrosoricida, Tenrecidae. Gene Ontology annotation, cellular component: cytosol. Bases 164 to 1183 code for a protein of 339 amino acids.